UGACGUGCGAACCUGCGCCCUAUGACGCGUCUACGUAUAUGAUGUCUGUGGAGCCGACAGUUUUUGUUGCGCUGUGCAUUCUGGGAACAACACAGUGACUUCAAGAUGGCGGCGAGCAGAAGGCUGGCCAAGGAACUUGAAGAAAUUCGGAGAUCUGGAAUGAAGAACUUCAGAAACAUUCAAGUUGAGGAAUCAAACCUAUUAUCAUGGCAAGGGCUUAUUGUUCCUGACAAUCCGCCAUAUGACAAAGGAGCGUUCCGGAUUGAAAUAGUUUUUCCAACCGAGUACCCGUUCAAGCCUCCCAAAAUCACAUUCAAGACAAAGAUUUAUCACCCUAACAUUGAUGAGAAAGGUCAGGUGUGCUUGCCUGUGAUUAGUGCUGAGAACUGGAAGCCUGCCACAAAAACUGACCAAGUUAUUCAGUCCCUCAUUGCACUGGUGAAUGAUCCUCAGCCAGAACAUCCCCUGAGGGCAGACUUAGCAGAAGAAUACUCAAAGGACCGUAAAAAAUUCUUGAAGAAUGCAGAAGAAUUUACAAAGAAACAUGGAGAAAAGCGACCCCUGGACUAAUCAGUCAAGUUCAUAGCCCUUUCUUUUCCUCUCUUCUUCUCCUCUCCUGUUCCCUGCUCAAGAGGUUAUCUAUCCUACCUGGUGUAAAAUACCUCUAAAUCAUAGUGCUUUUACAAUCUUUUCCACACUUAUUUGCUGCACCAUUCCACUCUGCAGGCAUGGUGAUGUCAAUGUGCAAGCGAGGUGUGACGGCUAAAGCAUCCCUGCCCAUCCAUGAUUGUCUGUGGAUCAGGCAGGCUCCCUUCUGUCCUCUGUUUCUGUAUAAGAUGAUCUGAUUGUCUCUAACGUUUUACCUUUAGUCACAAUGUAAAAAUAAUUGUUAGAGAAACAUGAUGCUCACAAAUAAGUCGGAUGUAAAAAUUCUAAGAAAUGUAUUCCCUUUUCUUUUCUAUAAACCUUUGUUUAUAGAUCUAUAGAAUAUAGAUCUUAUGUAUACAUUUUUGAUGACCUUAACUUUUUCCAUUUUGUCCCAGUCAUUUUUAAACAAAAUAAAUGUAAAAAUAAGAAAGUUGGAGCUAGAACAUUUAAAGUGUAUUCACUGAAACAAGCUUAUUGCUUUCAUCUACCACAUUUUUGGGAUUCGCACUACAAAUCAUUGUGCACUAAAUAAGCAACCUUCUUUUCAGUUCAGCAUUCCUACACUUUUUUUCAAUACAGAUCACAUUAAGACAAAGCUUUUGCUCUUGUUUAGUCUAUCAUUAAAAGGUAGUUUUUUUUCCUCAAGAAUUUCACCAGUAGAUGAUGUUUUAAUAAGUGUUUGUUGUAUGAAAGUCGGCAAGAAUAUUAGAAAUUAGCACUAAAGCUUGAAAGUCAUUUGUCUUUUAAUCUGGGUCUAGCAAAUACAGUUCAAAUGUUUAGAAAUAUGCACAGACUGUUGUUUAAUCUUCUCAAACUUUUAUAGGAAUAGAGAAAACAUUUGUUAAGCGUUUCUUAGUUCAAAUAUAUCAAGUGGGGCUAUUGGCAUAACAUUCACAUCAGAUGCUGGCAACAACCCACGUAAUCCAAACAUAAAGAAAUCAAAGCAAAGUUGUCCACAAAUCUGUAUUUAAACACUUGAAUUGACGGGCAAUAAACAUGGAAAGCAUGAAGUAUGUGUGAAAAGGCAUAAAAAGCUAAGAAGCCAGCUACAAUCUGUCAGUAUUUAGAAAGCGUUCAUGCUGCUUUAUUAUCAGCUGGUUUACUAUUAGCUGGUGGCGUAUAAAAAGGUUUCCCAUAACUAAAUGGUACCAUUGGUAAAAGCAAAGAGACUAUCAAAAAGUUUUACUAUUGAAAAUUUUUUUAUGAUUUACGGCACAACCACACUCAACCUAUAUGGCCUCCACCAGAAGGUUACCCUGUUAACAGUUCCUUCCCUACCUGUUAGUGGAUAACCAGCUUCCUGACCAGCCGCCAAAAGCAGGUGAAGUUGGAAAACAUCUUCUUCCACUCGAGAAUAAUCAACAUUGGCUCCACUCUUCUCUUGGUCCUCUCCUCUCUAUACACUAACAACUGCACAUCUGCGGACCCGGACUACGGAGUUUUGCAGACACCACUGUCAUUGGUCUGAUCCUGGCUUUUGUGAUACAGACAGAACCACUGGUGCACACAGAACCACUUGAAACUAAAGACAGUGGACGUCUGGAGGAACCCCCGCCACACACACAUUCAUUCACUCCGCUCCCCCUUACUAUCCUCAACAAUGCUGUACUGUGGAUCACUUCCGAGUUCAUAAAAGCCAUCCUCUCUCAGUCUUUGACAUCCAUAAAAUGGCCCGGCAGAGACUGCAUCAACUUAAAAAGUCUAACUUUCCUCAGGAGCUACAUACAUUCUAUACAGCCUCCAUUUAGUCAAUAUCCGUGGUUCAGCUCAUCUACUAAACUUGACAUGUCCAAACUGCAAUGAACAAUUAGAUCUGCAGAGAGGAUCACCAGGGCUUUCCAUGCUUUCAUGACCUGUCCAGGGCCAGUAAAAGGGCAGCUAAAAUAGCUGUUGACCCAAUCAUCCUUGCCCAAGGCUUUUGCCCUCAUGUUGGCGCUAAAGAGCACUGACGGUUAACACGAGCCAAAACAGAGCCAUUUUAGCCUGUGACUCUUAAACUACUUUACAAUCAGGGUAACUAGCUUCUCUGCUGAGCGAGAAAAAAAUCUAAUACUUACUGAUAUGUAUGUGUUUGUAUAGAACAACAUAUGUAUGGAAGAAAUCUCCGCUGUUUACACUGCCCCUGUUCUUACCUUUUCGUUGGAUGUUUUUUUUUUUUGUUAUAGAUUGUAGUUUUGCUAUUAUGCUUGCUGUUUACUUGUCUGGAUUCCAGCGCUCACAUCGUGUAAAAACAGGCAAAGUCAAAUUCCUUGUUUGUACCCACAAACUUGGUGAUUAAAGUUGAUACAGAUUUUUAUUGA
This is a messenger RNA of Fundulus heteroclitus (mummichog), 2948 nucleotides long. RefSeq names its product ubiquitin-conjugating enzyme E2 L3. The transcript has 4 exons. Lineage: Eukaryota; Metazoa; Chordata; Actinopteri; Cyprinodontiformes; Fundulidae. Bases 106 to 570 code for a protein of 154 amino acids. The record is from RefSeq and is a predicted model, not a curated record.